AUGCCUCCUCCGCCAGUAGAUGUUGAUGCUGGAGUCGCCACGAUGUGGCCUCCGGGCACCGUUCUGCUUGAGGAUGUCAACGCGGCGUCUGGCAAGAAAGAAAUUAUUCUUCAGCCUCGACCUUCGACCAACCCCAAUGACCCUCUCAACUGGGCUAAGUGGCGCAAAUAUCUCAACUUUGCCAUCGUAUGUCUCUAUUCCGCCAUGGUUUCCGAGUUUACCUCUUCUGCGACCCCGACAUGGGGACCCAUGCAAAAGGAGCUUGGAUUCAGUGACGAUGAGUUGAACAACAGCUAUGCCAUCGGCUGUGCCUUCCUAGGGAUUGGAUCUGUACUCCUCAUUCCAUUUGCACUCAAGCUUGGACGUCGACCACUGUACCUAGUCAGCACAUUCGCCCAGUUCCUUGUGGCGAUAUGGUCAGCCAAACAGAGGACGUACGGAGACCUGAUGGGCAUCAACAUCGUCCAGUGUGGGUUUGGUGCCCUUGGUGAAGUCAUGGUGCAGAUGACGAUUGCCGAUGUCUUCUUUGUACAUCAAAGGGGAAGCCUCAAUAGCAUAUACGUAUGGCUUUGGAAAGUUGCCGCCCCUUUAGGAUCCCUACUCGCUGGCUAUGUUUCCCUCAGCCGGGGUUGGAGAUGGGUGUGGUGGGGAAAUGCCAUUUUCAUUGGAGCUUUGGCCCUGGUCGUGGCCUUCUUGUAUGAAGAGACAAAAUUCAUUCCCGAGCCUGAGUCGGAUGCAUCGUCAAUUCACCCCGUUGAGGCUAAAAGGGCUUCUGGUCCAGAGAAAUCCGCAAAAUUUGGUGUUCAACCUGGGGAUGGAAUCCAAGCAGGAACCGAUGCCAAUACGGAUGCCAUUAUCGAAGAGAAAGGGCCAACCACAAACUUGCACGAGAUCCAAGUUGAUAAGAGUAUCCCGGAAAAAACCUACUUGGAGAAGCUUUCGCUGACUGGAGGAGUGUCUUCUGAUGCAAGUCUGAAGUCUUUUACGCGUCAUAUGUACCAGCCCUUUAUCCUACUUGGUACCAUACCCGCAGUGGCCUUUACUGCUCUCGUCUAUGGAAUAUUAAUAGCGCUCGGAGAUGUCAUAUCUACCUCCAUUUCGACAUAUAUGAAGAAACCUCCUUACAGUUUCAAUUCAGCUCAAAUAGGGUUGAUGAGUCUACCCAAGAUUAUUGGAGUCACUAUUGGCUGUGUUGUGGGAGGGCCGCUCAGCGACUGGCUUGUUAUAUUUCUAUCCCGCCGCAACAAGGGUGUAUAUGAGCCAGAGACCCGACUAUGGUGCUUUUGUCUUUUUCUCCCUCUGGUUCCAGCUGGUGCCAUUUUAACCGGCAUUGGACUUGGUAACGGACUACCAUGGCCCCUUGUUGCCCUUGGUGUCGUCCUCUACAAUAUGGGUAUUUCCCCGAUAAACAGUGUUGUGCUGACUUAUUUGACGGAUUCUUACCAAAAUGUCAUCGGCGACGCGCUUGUUGGUGUAACUGUAGUUCGCAACGCUUUCAGCACCGCCUUUAUAUUCGCCCUCACCCCGUGGAUCAGGAAAAUUGGCAUUACAUAUGUCUUCGUCAUAAUUCUUUUGAUUUCAGUUCUUAUACUUGGCCAAUUUGCCGUUCUUCUAAAAAGGGGCAAAUUAUUCAGAGCUCGUUGUGCUUCACGAUAUGAGUACUACUCCGCACGCCAGUAUAAAGAACGAGCUGUCGAAUAG
This is a messenger RNA of Clonostachys rhizophaga, 1701 nucleotides long. Lineage: Eukaryota; Fungi; Ascomycota; Sordariomycetes; Hypocreales; Bionectriaceae. The record is from the annotation of a GenBank genome assembly.